Setaria italica (foxtail millet) is the source of this 2473-nucleotide messenger RNA. RefSeq lists its product as uncharacterized. The coding region runs from base 243 to 2033 and encodes 596 amino acids. NCBI's taxonomy places the organism in Eukaryota, Viridiplantae, Streptophyta, Magnoliopsida, Poales, Poaceae. The transcript has 13 exons. The record is from RefSeq and is a predicted model, not a curated record.
CACACGGCCUCGCGGCAGUGGCAGCCACACCCACAGCUUGAGCUGCCAGCCAACGCAGCUGCCACGCGAAAUCCUUCCACUCCACAAGUGACUUUUUACAAGCCGUGAAUUGUUGUGGUGAGUAGAAUUCCUCCGCUGAUUCUUCAUAAAAUCCCGCGCGGGCAGCCAAGAAUCUCCCGGGACAAAACCGUACAGGCGACGCUCCCUGCUCUCCAUCUCCCGAUCCCGAGAGGACGCCGUGGAUGGCUGCCAUGGCGGCGCCCCGCUGCACGUCGUCGUCCUCGGCGUUCCUCGGCCUCCCGCACAGCAAUGGCAGGCAGCGCCAUGGCAAUUCAUGCCGCUUCGUUGCCAGCGCCAAUCCGGCGCCGGUGUCCGCCACGCUGGACAAGGAGACCACGGCGGCGGCGAAGCCCCGGAGGUCACGGAACCGCCGGUCCAGGAAGGCGACUAAGUCCGGCUCCAUGACGGUGCUCGCCCCCGACGAGCCCGCGGAGGCGGCGAAUGGCAGCGGCGGCGGCAGGGGGAUGGUGGCGCUGGACGACGUGAUCGUGAACCCGGUGGGGUUGGGCCGGCGGUCCCGGCAGGUGUUCGACGAGGUGUGGCGCAAGUUCUCGCGGCUCGGCCAGAUGUCCAGCGCCUCCUCCGCCGCGGUGGCCGAGCAGGACCCCGCCGUCCUCUUCCGCGGCGGGCCCAUGUGCGAGUUCACCGUGCCCGGCGCGCAGGACACCACCGUCCUCGUCGUUGGCGCCACCAGCCGCAUCGGCCGCAUCGUCGUCCGCAAGCUCAUGCUCCGCGGGUACAACGUCAAGGCAUUGGUCAGGAGAAAUGAUCCGGAAGUGAUCGACAUGAUUCCGAGGUCUGUGGAAAUCGUGGUUGGCGAUGUCGGCGAUCCUUCUUCAGUUCAGGCUGCUGUAUCAGGUUGCAACAAGGUAAUCUACUGCGCUACCGCACGUUCUACUAUCACCGGAGACCUCAACAGGGUUGAUAACCAAGGAGUGAGGAAUGUUACCAAGGCUUUCCAGGAUUACUACAAUCAGCUGGCCCAGUCAAGGGCUGGUAAAAGCAGCAAGAGCAAACUGACGAUUGCUAAAUUCAAAUCUGCCAAAUCUGUGAAAGGAUGGGAGGUGCGGCAGGGAUCAUACUUUCAGGAUAUCUACCCUUCUAGAUUCGAUGGAGGCACCGAUGCGUCAUUUGAGUUUGCAGAAAGUGGACAGGCUGUUUUCUCAGGGUUUGUUUUCACAAGGGGUGGCUACGUUGAAAUGUCUAAACGGCUUUCGCUUCCUCUGGGUUCCACCCUAGACAGGUAUGAUGGAUUGCUUCUUUCGGUGGGUGGAAAUGGAAGAUCAUAUGUUAUUAUUCUUGAGACUGGUCCGCUGGCUGACACCUCACAGAGCAAGAAGUAUUUUGCCCGGAUGAACACAAAAGUUGGGUUUUGCAGGGUAAGAGUGCCGUUUUCAGCUUUCCGGCCAGUAAACCCACAGGAUCCUCCACUGGACCCGUUUCUUGUGCACACACUAACCAUCAGGUUUGAGCCCAAGAAGCAGAGACCUGGUGAUUCAUCUGAAGGAGCUAGUGACCCCAGAAACUUUGAGCUGAAAAUGGAGUUUAUAAAAGCUUUACCGAGUGGUCAAGAAACAGACAUUGUGCUGGUCUCAUGCACUGGCUCAGGAAUUGAAGCCAACAGGCGAGAACAAGUCCUCAAAGCGAAGAAGGCUGGAGAGGAUGCAUUGAGGAGAUCUGGCCUCGGAUAUACGAUUGUGCGCCCAGGUCUGCUGCAGGAAGAACCAGGGGGCCAGCGCGCCUUGAUCUUCGACCAAGGGAGCAGGAUCUCUCAGGGCAUCAGCUGCGCCGAUGUGGCGGACAUCUGCGUGAAAGCGCUGCACGAUUCGACGGCGAGGAACAAGAGCUUCGAUGUGUGCUACGAGCAUGUCUCGGAGCAAGGGAAUGAGCUGUAUGAACUCGUGGCUCAUCUGCCAGACAAGGCCAACAACUACCUGGCCCCGGCUCUCUCGGUUCUGGAGAAGAACACCUGAUCUGAUGAGUGCGCCACCUGUGGUGUGGUAGCACUACGAGUGAUGUACAUACAUUGCAAGUUUUUCUUUUGGGGCAUAGAAACUGCGUGGGGUCCACAUUCAGAGAGACGUAGUUUUGGGGUGUGUGCACUGCCUAUGUCGCCAUCGUCAACCUGCUGCAUGAUCCAAAGGGGUAGGAAAAGGAGCACAAAGGGUGGCACAUUCUGUGUAGUGUAUGUAGUGGCAGUUUUUGGAGACUGGGACCCAGGGGCAGUGAUGGCACAUACAGGCCGACUAUCAGACCGGAUGGAGUGAUCUGACCAGACCAAGGCAUGAAACACAAGUGCUGGCUGCCUGUGUUGAUGUACUGAUGGGUCAUUUGAGAUGUCUGAAUUAUCUUGCAAUUUGCAUCCUCCAAAAUGGUGGGUGGGGGGCUCCAGCCCCCUACCUCAUGCAACCCA